Messenger RNA from Thlaspi arvense, 1350 nucleotides. Lineage: Eukaryota; Viridiplantae; Streptophyta; Magnoliopsida; Brassicales; Brassicaceae. The record is from the annotation of a GenBank genome assembly.
AUGAGAGACUCCUCAACCACAUCUACCAAAUCCUCACCGUUAUGGAAACCAUUUGCCUCAAACUGUUGCUCCGUCGAUGACCAAACUGUCUUUGGAAAUCUAAGCCGUUGCCGACCUUCCAAAUCAGAGUUCUCCAAGAACCAUCUUGGACCACUUCCUUCUUUUCGACGGCUCUCUUUCACCGAUCUAAGCCGUUCUUCGUCGGCUAGGAUCAACGAAGAUCUUGCACAUACUCUCGGAGCAGAUUUAGUGGAUUUUCAGAUGUGUGAACUCAAGAUGAUCACUCAGUGUUUCUCCGGGAACUAUCUUCUCGGAGAAGGUGGGUUUGGUAAAGUUUAUAAAGGAUACAUAGACGAGAAUCUCCGACAAAGCCUCAAAGCUCAGCCUGUUGCUGUCAAGCUAUUGGACAUUGAAGGGCUUCAAGGACAUCGGAUUUCAAUAUCGCUGCCAUGGGCGACGCGGUUGAAAAUCGCUGUAGCGGCUGCUAAGGGCUUGGCGUUUUUGCAUGAUUUAGAGAGUCCAAUAAUUUACCGUGAUUUCAAGACUUCUAACAUACUUCUCGAUUCGGAUUUUACGGCGAAGCUAUCAGAUUUCGGUUUGGCCACAAUGGGACCAGAAGGAUCCAAAUCUCAUGUGACAACUCGAGUCAUGGGCACAUAUGGUUAUGCUGCUCCUGAAUAUGUUUCAACAGGGCAUUUAACGACAAAGAGUGACGUGUAUAGUUACGGCGUCGUUUUACUCGAACUCCUAACGGGAAGAAGAGCCACCGAAAAGUCACGACCUAAAAACCAGCAGAACAUCAUCGACUGGGCAAAGCCUUACCUUACAAGCAGCCGUCGUCUCCGAUGCGUUAUAGACCCGAGGCUCGCCGGACAGUACUCCGUCAAGGCGGCUAAGGAUACGGCUCUUCUCGCCUUACAAUGUGUGAGCCCUAACCCUAAAGACCGGCCCAAGAUGCCUGCCGUUGUGGAGGCUCUAGAGAGUCUUAUGCACCACAAAGACAUGGCGGUUUCCUCCGGUCAUUGGCCACCGUCUCCAAGAUGUCAGGGCGGGAAAGUUUCUCCCAAGGUUAGAGGGGACAAUCGGAGCGGUCGAAAAUCAGCUCCCGGUUCGCUAAGAUCGUGAGAGAUUAGGGUCUAAAAAUGAAAUUCAAUAAACAUGUGACUCUGUCUUAAAUAUAUGUGUGUAUAUAUGGAAUAUUGUUAUACAUAUCUAAGCGUGUGUGGCAUAGUGAGAGUAAUAUGAAAAAAAAAAUAUUUAGAAGAACAAGAUUAUAUAAUCUUCCGACUGCGAUUUCAAACAUGAUAAGUCACUAUGCAUGUGUUUUAAAUGGUAAGAAUACUCGAUUAU